Messenger RNA from Ceratosolen solmsi marchali, 867 nucleotides. Its product is annotated as acyl-CoA-binding domain-containing protein 6. Lineage: Eukaryota; Metazoa; Arthropoda; Insecta; Hymenoptera; Agaonidae. Gene Ontology annotation, molecular function: fatty-acyl-CoA binding; protein binding. The transcript has a single exon. The record is from RefSeq and is a predicted model, not a curated record. The coding region runs from base 91 to 798 and encodes 235 amino acids.
GCUCAUUGGCUUGAAGGAAAAAAGCUCAUAUUGCGUCAAAAAUUUUAAAUUUUAUUUUUGUAGUAAUUGAAAAUAGAGGUUAAUUAUAAAAUGGCUAACUUAAAUUAUGAAACUUUAGAACUUCAACAAGUAUUUAAUAACGCAGCAGCUCAUCUUCAGUCUUUAGCUCCACAAUUAAGUGCGACUCAAUUAUUAAUGUUUUAUAGUCUUUACAAGCAAGCUACUUGUGGCCCUUGUUAUAUUUCAAUGCCAAGUGUAUAUCAAAUACAAGCAAAACGAAAAUGGGAAGCUUGGAAAAGUUUGGGAAAUAUGAGUAAGGAAAUAGCUAUGGAAUGUUACAUAAAUAAUCUGGGAAAACUGGAUCCUACAUGGGAAAAAGAUGCAUGCUCCAAGAUACAGGGUUGGGCGAUGGUAAGCAAAAUGCUUAGUACAGACAUUGAAUUGAAUGAUACUGAUAAGACACUUCUAGAUUGGGUGAAAGAUUGCAAUGAAGAGCAGGUACAAAUAUACUUAUCUCAUAAUAAACAAGAUAUACAUUUGAAAGAUGAAAAUGGAAUGCUACCAAUACAUUGGGCUGCUGACAGAGGUAAUCUUCAGAUAUUAAAGUAUCUUAUUGAAGCUGGAUCUGAUGUAAAUGUAGCCGAUGAAGAUGGUCAAACUCCUUUACAUUAUGCAGCGUCUUGUGGACAUAAGGAAAUCGUUAAAUAUUUCUUGUCUCUAAAUGUUGAUUUAAUUAAAGAUAAUUGUGGUAUGUUGCCAAAAGAUGUUGCAGAUCAAACUCUAUCAACUAUGUUCUGAAUAAUGUCAUAAUUUUGUAAUUGCAUGUAUUAAAAAAAGAUGUAUUUGACAAAAAUAAAGAAAUAAUAU